AUGCAUCGUAUUAUAAAACGUGGUUUAGUAGUUAGGAGCUCAUUUAAUAGUUUCCAAAAAACCUUUCCUGGUGGAAAGUUAUGGAAAAAUAGUAUACGUUGUGUUGCACAAAGUUCAAAAUCAGAGAGUUUGUUUCCUGAGCGCACAGACUUUCCAAGUAAACAUAUAGGUCCUCGAGAUGAAGAUUUAGUGACUAUGUUAGAUUUUCUUGGUUACAAGAACUUAGAUCAACUAACUAAUGAUGCAGUACCGAAGCAAAUUCAAUACCCUGGACUUAUGGAUAUCAGCGAACCUAUUAGUGAAUAUGAGCUCAUUGAACGAGUUCGUAAGAUAUCUGAAAAAAAUCAGAUAUGGCGAUCGUAUAUUGGAAUGGGUUACCACAAUUGCUGCGUGCCGCAUACCAUCAUGCGUAAUAUGUUCGAAAAUCCUGGAUGGACAACCCAAUACACGCCAUACCAACCUGAAGUAGCGCAAGGAAGACUUGAAAGUCUUCUAAAUUAUCAGACAAUGGUCAGUGAUCUAACAGGAUUAGACGUAGCCAAUGCAUCACUAUUGGAUGAAGGCACUGCUGCAGCUGAAGGUUUAUCGCUUUGCCAUAGGCACAAUAAAAGAAAAAAAUUCGUUGUAUCGGAAAGAAUACAUCCUCAAACAUUGGCGGUAGUUCAAACACGACUUGAUGCUUUGGGUUUGGAAGUAGAUGUCGUACCCGAUGUGCGUCAAGUAGACUUUGCUCAGAGAGACAUAUCCGCUGUUUUACUACAAUGUCCUGAUACCAGAGGCUUAGUUUAUGACUACUCAGGCUUAGCAGCAGAAGCACACGAACACGGUACUUUAGUAGUUGUUGCAACUGAUUUACUGGCUCUUGCUUUGUUGCGGCCACCAGCAGAAUGUGGAGCUGCAUUAGCGGUAGGAACAUCACAACGGUUGGGCGUACCUCUAGAUUACGGAGGCCCUCACGCUGGCUUUUUCGCAGCCAAACAUGCUCUCGUGCGUUUGAUGCCGGGCCGCAUGGUAGGGGUUACCAGGGAUGCAGCUGGAAGAGAUGCUUAUAGAUUAGCUCUUCAGACUCGUGAGCAGCAUAUACGAAGAGACAAAGCGACAUCUAACAUUUGCACAGCUCAAGCAUUGUUGGCUAAUAUGUCUGCUAUGUAUGCUGUAUACCAUGGUCCUCAAGGUCUUCGCGAUAUUGCAACUCGUGUGCAUAAUGCUGCGCUGGUUCUAGAUCAUGGAAUAAAACAGCGUGGUCAUAAGCAAUCUAAUGAUGUAUACUUUGACACCCUUCACAUAGUUCCUCUAUCAGAACAUGAUACCGAUGCGAUUAAAGACCGAGCGCAUCAAAAGAAGAUAAAUUUACGAUACUUUGAUGACGGAGCUGUUGGUGUGGCUUUAGAUGAAACCAUUACUCGCGAGGACGUUGAUGAUCUCUUAUGGAUAUUUGAUUGUAAACCGGUUCAAGAGGUAACAAAAGAAGGUGACAUCAGAGCUAAUAGCUUGCAUAAAGGGUCCUUUAGAAGAACGUCUCCUUAUUUAAAUCAUCCUGUGUUUAAUAUGCAUCACUCUGAAACUAGUAUAGUUCGGUACAUGAAAAGAUUGGAGAACAAAGACGUCUCUCUCGUGCAUUCUAUGAUUCCAUUAGGCUCCUGCACAAUGAAAUUGAACUCGACAACGGAAAUGAUGCCGUGUUCGUUCAAACAUUUCACAGACAUCCAUCCCUUUGCACCUCUCGACCAAUGCCAAGGGUAUCACAUACUAUUCGAGGAACUCGCCCGCGAUCUGUGCGCCGUCACAGGAUACGAUCGUGUCUCGUUCCAGCCCAACAGUGGAGCUCAAGGUGAAUACGCCGGAUUGCGAACGAUAAAGCGUUACCAUGAAUUCCGUGGUGAUACAGGGCGUAACAUUUGUUUGAUUCCGGUCAGCGCACACGGCACGAAUCCCGCAUCUGCUCAUAUGGCUGGUAUGCGUGUCUGCGCUAUCCGCGUUACACCUUCUGGCGAUAUUGACAUGGUACAUUUGAAGGAAAAGGUUGAGGAGCACAGUGCCAACAUUUCUUGCCUGAUGUUAACUUACCCUAGUACGUUCGGUGUAUUCGAAGAACGUGCUGCAGACAUAUGUGCUUUGGUACAUAAACAUGGUGGACAAGUGUAUCUUGAUGGUGCUAAUAUGAAUGCUCAGGUGGGUCUUUGUCGACCUGGCGACUAUGGCAGCGAUGUGUCACAUUUGAACUUGCACAAAACAUUUUGUAUUCCUCACGGUGGUGGAGGACCUGGUAUGGGACCUAUUGGAGUGAAAGCACAUUUGGCUCCAUUCUUGCCGUCACAUCCCGUAGUAGAUCCACUCGCAGACCUGGGCGAGGAAGCUCACAGCUUUGGUUCAGUUAGCGCAGCACCUUACGGAUCUUCUGCAAUUCUUCCUAUAUCAUGGGCUUAUAUUAAAAUGAUGGGUCCUAAGGGGCUGAGGCGUGCGACUCAGGUAGCGAUUCUCAACGCUAAUUACAUGUCUAAGCGUUUAGAGGGGCAUUACAAAACAUUGUACAAAGGAGAGAGAGGACUGGUAGCUCACGAGUUUAUUAUAGACGUCAGAGAUUUGAAGAAAACUGCGAACAUUGAACCUGGAGACAUUGCUAAGAGACUUAUGGAUUUCGGUUUUCACGCACCUACUAUGUCGUGGCCUGUCGGUGGGACUUUAAUGAUAGAGCCCACGGAGUCUGAAGACUUGCAAGAGAUGAACCGAUAUUGUGAAGCCCUAAUCACAAUCAGAAAGGAAAUUAAAGAUAUUGAAGAUGGACAUAUUGACAAGAGGCUUAAUCCAUUAAAGAUGGCACCGCACACUCAGGCGGAGGUAAUAUCUGAUGAGUGGAAUAGACCGUACAGUCGGGAGCAGGCAGCGUUUCCAGCUCCGUUUGUUAAGGGAGAGACGAAGAUCUGGCCGACAGUUAGCCGUAUAGACGAUAUGUACGGUGACAAACAUCUUGUAUGCACAUGUCCACCGGUGCUCGAUGAUUUCUAG
Messenger RNA from Arctia plantaginis, 3006 nucleotides. The record is from the annotation of a GenBank genome assembly. Lineage: Eukaryota; Metazoa; Arthropoda; Insecta; Lepidoptera; Erebidae.